This is a messenger RNA of Paracoccidioides lutzii Pb01, 465 nucleotides long. RefSeq lists its product as hypothetical. The record is from RefSeq and is a predicted model, not a curated record. The coding region runs from base 1 to 465 and encodes 154 amino acids. The transcript has 2 exons.
AUGACGAAGCUAAGAGCAAGGUCUCGCGUCAAGCGUCCUCAUCGACUUAUACACCCUAGGCGACCUCCCACGCAGCUUGCGGCAGAAGUCGAAAGACCUGAAAUGACACCCGACACAGAAAACGACCAUCACCAGUCCAGUGCCCCUAUGAAGGAUGCCGCCGAGGCCUCCAUGGAGACUACUGAUAUUUCUUUAGCCAGCAGUACUGGUGCUGAUUCCCCCCAAUCCACCCCAGCCAAAGCAGACAGAAUCCAGGCAGAGCAAUUCGGUUCAGACGCGAACAUUCCAUGCGAAACCAAUCAUGACGCAGAGUCUGACCACUUCUUGACCAUCUCCUUUCUUGAUGAUAAGAAUAAAGCGACAGCAGAAAAAUUCCCUGAGAAGGCCUUUGUAGAUGCAAUGGCGGGCAGCUGGGGACAUGGAGAUCACAUUAGAGAGCAGUACUGCAAGCAUCACAGAUACUGA